CGACAGUUGAUUUACGAAAUCGCCAAACCUGAAUACAACUGUAUCGCUGUUCUGGUCUAGAAGGCCAAAUAGCGACAAGGGUCAUGUUGCGUUUGCCAGCCGUCAGCCGUGCCAUAGCGGGGUUGGGCCACUCUAAAACAUGCCUGGCCGCAUCUAGUAAUGUUCGCGCAUCUGUGCGGGCUGCCAGUAACAUGGUUGAGGUGUUUGUUGAUGGAAAGCCAAUUAUGGUGGAGCCUGGUACUACAGUGCUUCAGGCCUGUGAACAGGUUGGUGUGCAGAUCCCCCGUUUCUGUUUCCACGAGCGGCUGUCGGUGGCAGGGAACUGCCGUAUGUGCUUGGUCGAGAUUGAGAGAGCACCAAAGCCUGUGGCAGCAUGUGCUAUGCCUGUUAUGAAAGGUUGGAACAUUCUGACAAAUUCGGAGAAGACACGCAAGGCCAGAGAGGGUGUAAUGGAGUUCCUGCUGGCAAACCAUCCUUUGGACUGUCCAAUCUGUGACCAGGGAGGAGAGUGUGACCUCCAGGAUCAGUCCAUGAUGUUCGGCACAGACAGGAGCCGUUUUACAGAGGGGAAGAGAGCAGUGGAGGACAAGAACAUCGGGCCACUCAUCAAGACCAUUAUGACCCGCUGUAUUCAGUGUACACGCUGUGUCCGCUUUGCCAGUGAGAUUGCGGGUGUUGAAGACCUGGGCACAACAGGUAGAGGCAACUCCAUGCAGAUUGGCACCUACGUGGAGAAAAUGUUCAAUUCUGAGCUGUCUGGAAAUGUCAUUGAUAUUUGUCCUGUCGGAGCGUUGACCUCCAAACCAUACGCAUUCACGUCCCGACCCUGGGAGACCAGGAAGACAGAGUCCAUAGAUGUGAUGGAUGCUUUGGGCUCUAAUAUUGUGCUGAGCACCAGAGGAGGGGAGGUCAUGAGAGUCUUGCCCCGGCUCAAUGAAGAUGUCAAUGAGGAGUGGAUCUCUGACAAGACCAGGUUUGCUUAUGAUGGCCUGAAGAGGCAGCGUCUGACCCAGCCUAUGGUGAAAGAUGCCUCUGGACAGCUGACCGCCACCUCCUGGGAGGAUGUGCUCACUCGUGUGGCUGGAGUACUCCAGACCGUGCAGGGGAGCGAGGUGGCAGCCAUCGCCGGUGGCUUGGUCGAUGCUGAGUCCCUUAUAGCCCUGAAGGAUCUGCUGAACCGUCUCAACAGCGACAACCUCUGCACCGAGGAGGUCUUCCCCAUGUCCGGGGCUGGUACUGACCUGCGUUCCAACUACCUGCUGAACUCUCGCAUCGCCGGCAUCGAGGAGUGUGAUCAACUACUGCUUAUUGGGACCAACCCACGCUUCGAGGCCCCACUGUUCAACGCACGUAUUCGCAAGAGCUGGCUACACAACGAGCUGCAAGUGGCAAUGGUGGGACAUGAGGUGGACCUGAGCUUCUCCUAUGAUCACCUGGGCGAGUCCACACAGGUGCUGAAGGACAUCGCCGCUGGCACGCACCCUUACUGCAAGGUGUUGGCCCAGGCCAAGCGUCCAGUGGUGGUGGUUGGCAGUGGCACGCUGCAGAGGGCGGAUGGGGCCGCCAUCAUGAACGCAGUCUCCACCAUUGCCCAGAAUGCCCGCGCAAGUAGUGGCGUGGAGGAAGGAUGGAAGGUCCUGAAUGUAUUGCACAGAGUGGCCAGUCAGGUUGCAGCGCUGGAUCUGGGCUACCAGCCAGGGGUGGAGGCCAUUAGGAAGGCUAAGCCCAAGGUGCUGUUCCUCCUUGGGGCUGACAGUGGCUGCAUCACUCGCCAAGAUCUGCCGAAAGACAGCUUCAUCAUCUACCAGGGUCACCACGGUGAUGUGGGAGCCCCCAUGGCGGACGUCAUUCUGCCCGGCGCAGCGUACACCGAGAAGAACAGCACCUAUGUCAACACAGAGGGUCGCGCCCAGCAGACCCGGGUCGCUGUGACCGCACCCGGAAUGGCCCGUGAGGACUGGAGGAUAAUCAGAGCUGUGUCUGAGUUGGCUGGUAUCACACUGCCCUACGAAACACUGGAAGAGGUGAGGGGCCGACUGGAAGAAGUGUCUCCCAACCUGGUGCGCUACGACGAUGUGGAGCAAGCUAACUACUUCAAGCAGGCCAACGAGCUCUCACAGUCUGUAGAUCAAACAUUACUGGCUGAACCCCUGGUCCCUCUUCAGAUAACCGUGAAAGACUUCUACAUGACUGAUUCCAUCAGCCGUGCUUCCCAGACAAUGGCCAAGUGUGUGAAGGCUGUGACUGAGGGAGCAGAUGCCGUUGAUGAGCCGUCUAUUUGCUAGAAUACAUCGUUGUCUGUCCAAUCAAAUGCAUACCUGUGUGAGACCUCUGUCCUUAAGCCAAACCUCCAACAUAAAUUCACAUACACAUGCACAAAUACGAAUACUUCCGUCACUAUCACCUUAAACACACCUCACAAGUGUGUCCAAUGUUCCAUGCCAACUCUGACCUGCAGUCUCUCAGAACUGGGUGUGUUGAAGUAGUUCAAAUACAACAGUGUGAAAUUUUAUUCUUGCUUUAUAUAUUUAAGUGUGGUAUGCUUAGGCAAAACAUGUCGUUGUAAAGAUUUCAUUCCCAAGUGAAAGUCGUGGGGCGCAGCUUUGUUAAAGAAAGCUUAUACAAAAGUGAAUAUGAAUAAAACAUCUAUUAUUAAAGUUGA
This is a messenger RNA of Clupea harengus (Atlantic herring), 2662 nucleotides long. RefSeq names its product NADH:ubiquinone oxidoreductase core subunit S1 (gene ndufs1). The record is from RefSeq and is a predicted model, not a curated record. Gene Ontology annotation, molecular function: NADH dehydrogenase (ubiquinone) activity; iron-sulfur cluster binding. NCBI's taxonomy places the organism in Eukaryota, Metazoa, Chordata, Actinopteri, Clupeiformes, Clupeidae. Gene Ontology annotation, cellular component: membrane. Gene Ontology annotation, biological process: ATP synthesis coupled electron transport.